GUAUAUUUUUUAUGUUUUGUAGAAGUAGUGUCACCCCUUUCGCUGGCGCACGUGGAGCAGCCCAGAACGGACCAUUUCCCAACCAUACCCCUGUACAAUUAAAUUAGAGGUGGACGUUAUUCUAACAGCCGGAGACACUAAUUAUCAAGUGACAUCAUGGUAAAUAUUCAAUCAAUAUCGGACACUGAAAACAUUCACACAACUGUCAACUUUGUUUCAAGUUGCUGUCUGAAAACAACAACAGCAUUUUUAUUUCGAGGUUGAAUACUUUGUGGGAGACUCGGAUCAGCCUCAAUCUAAAGUUGCUCGAACAUUUUUUAUUUAUUUAAAAGCAGCAUUUUAGGAGGUCUGUAUAUGGCUUUUUUGUUCUCAGUAAUAUUCCUUUUUUGUAUAUGAUUAUUAUACAUAGACACAGGUUACAUAUAGCCUACAAUAAAUAAUACAGGUGUGACCAAGGUGGAUUAUUUAUAGGCCCGAGGGUCCCCACAUGAUGAUCCCACCGUGGUAAUAUCACCGCCCACCCGGUCCUGCUACCCCCCUCUCAACCUCAGAUACCCCCCUCCCCUCUGCAUGCAACCAGGCGCAGUCAGGAGCCUCGUUGCGACAGUGGACGGUUGUCAAACAAACCAGCCUCUUCUGGGAAUGGGACCACAAAUCAGAAGCGAGACAAACUUUGCCUUCUUUCGAGGGUUUCCACUCAGAAGACACGUCUUCGUCCAAAGGGAAUAAACUUUUCCACUGAGCAGAAGAGAAGGAGGAACAGGUGGAAGAAAAACCCCACAUGGGAUAAAUAGGGGUAUUGUUUCCCCCCCCCCUCCUUGCCAUACAGGCAUGAAGGCUGUAUCUAUUUUACUUAGAUCCAUUUUUAAAGUUGGGUGUUUCAGAAUAGAGCUAUUGACUUUUAUAGGAAUUCAUGAGAUGCUUUAAACGGAGGUGUGCAGAUCCUGUAGGCUACACAGGCUCUAUCCUAGAAUAAAGCAACGGAAGUCUUUUGUUAUAAAAAAAAGGCACACAUUUCUAAAGGUCCGUCUCAGGGGCCCCGGUGUAUGGGGCCAAACGGUGUCGGAGGGCGCACAGAGGUUUUACUGGUUUGCAUCUGAGUUGCAAUGGCAAAGUGGUUCAAGGAGUUCCCCAUCAAUCUGAAGAACGGUACCGACAGGAUCCGCUCAGCCUCCGAAUCGGGCUCCCAGCCGAGGGCCAGCAAAAGCGGGCUGGUGGCGAGCAUCGGCACCAGGACCACGGGCUCCAAACCGGGCCACCGCAAAGACCCCUGCGCAGACGGCGCGGGCGCGGGAGUCGGCUCCCUCCUGUCCGGGAGGAACCGAAAGAACUCCGCCGCGGAGUUGAGCCGCACCGGCGGCAGCUCCCCGAAAGACGGCAACGUGUGGGACAGCCUCCUGUCGGGCAUGAGCCGCAAACACCACAAGGCGGAGCCGGUGUUCGAGGAGCAGCACCGGCCGCCGAAGAUCUCCCCGUCCGCCAGCGCCUACAUCAACCGGCUGAUCCGACUGGACAAACAGGACAAGGGGCCCAACGUCACCGGCGGGGCCGGCGGCUGUCAGCCGGCGGCCGACGCAGAGAAACCGGCCCCGUGCAAAGCAGAACCAGUGAUAAUUCUUGAGGAUUAUGCAGAUCCGUUUGAUGCUCAGAAGACCAGAGAGCAAAGGGAGGCGGAGAGGGUCGGGGAGAAUGACGGUUACAUGGAGCCUUAUGAUGCCCAGCAGAUGAUUACCGAGAUCAGACGUCGGGGGUCCAAGGACCUGCUGAAGGUCUGUGUGCUGGUGGAGGGGAGUGCGGGGAUGGCGGAGGAAGGCCAGUCUGCGCCCCUACAGAUCUAUGACGUCCCAUAUGAGGGGAGUGGUGAUGGGGACAGGACAGUGGCCACGCGGCCGGAGCUCGAUCCACGUCCCACCACUGAGUACGAGCUGCCUUGGGAAUGGAAGAAGGAACACAUUGUCAGAACUCUUUCAGCACAGUUUGACAGCCCAGAGCCGCGCCCGGCCAAAGAUGAGACGCCUCACCCGACACUCACCAGGCAGCCGCAGCAUCCGCCCACCCAGCCACUGUCUCAGCAUCAGCAUCUGAGGCAGAAAAGCUGGACCCAGAAGAUCCUGCGGUCCUCGCCCCCGACCCUGUCGCCUUCCUCCGCCCCGGGCAGCGGCCCCGACACCGAGGCCUGCUGUGUGGACCCCUCACUGCCCCUGGAAAGACAGAGCUGGUACCACGGCUGUGUGACUCGCCAGGAGGCCGAGUGUCGGCUGCAGUCCUGCAAAGAGGCCAGCUUCCUGGUCCGGAACAGCGAGUCGGACAACAGCAAGUACUCCAUCGCCCUCAAGACGAGCCAAGGCUGUGUUCAUAUCAUUGUUGCCCAGACCAAGGAGAACGGCUACACCCUGGACCAGAGCAGCUGCGUGUUCCCCAGCAUCCCAGAGGUGGUGCACCAUUACUGCGCUCAGCGUCUGCCUUUCAACGGCGCCGAGCACAUGACUCUGCUGCACCCAGUGCCUCGCAUCCACUGACUCCGCCCAAGUCCGCAUUAGGUAUACAAAACAAACACACCUCUUGGCCUGCUGGGACCAAAUGUGAGCAAACAUCGGUCACGACCACGAUGAAGCUCAAUGUGUACUUUUAUUGCCGUGUCCUUCGCACCAAAAAAAAAUAAGGUUAAUGCAAGUCUAUAUAAUGUCUGUGUGUGUGUGUGUGUGUGUGUGUGUGUGUGUGUGUGUGUGUGUGUGUGUGUGUGUGUGUGUGUGUGUGUGUGUGUGUGUGUGUGUGUGUGUGUGUGUGUGUGUGUGUGUGUGUGUGUGUGUGUGUGUGUGUGUGUGUGUGUGUGUGUGUGUGUGUGUGUGUGUGUGUGUGUGUUUUUAAUUUUAUACAUAAUUUCAUGUGUGAUCAUCAAGAAAUGUUUGCAGCUCACUCACUGUAUCCUGAAAUUCUGGAUGGCUUCUUCAUUCUUUAUUCUACUUUGAUGCAAAACGCCCAGGCUGCUGCUUUGCAUGUGAUCAGGUGGGAGGCUCAGCGGAGAUGCCGAGGCACUCUGAUUGAUUAAAUGCGACUUGGAGCUGGGUUUUGAAAGCGACUCCGACAUAGAUGUGAUGUUUUGAUUGUGCACCGUGGCUCUAUUAAAAGAUACUCGCGCUAUAUUUUUUAUUAUUAUCAUUAUUGUCACAAAGUUAAAUUUAUCAUGAAGCAGGAAGUACUGUAGACAUGGAGAAACGUUUGUGACUCUCUCUCCCUCUCUGGUGGAUGUGCUGGUACACUGCACCAACACAAAGAAGUCUUUUCCUCGAAGUUCCCAGUUGGAAAAAACCCAUGCACAUAAGCGUAUUGGUUCCACUUCUCAAGAUAUGAACAAAUAUCAGCUAUUUUAUCUUUCAUGCUUGCAGCCGAUUUCUAAUUUAUGCCCCUACACUUGUUAGUUCUCUGUAACCUCUGGCCCCCUUGAGGUUUUUCCUCUGCUUGACUGUGAAUGAGGGAGUUGUUUCUUAACGCAUUAUCUCCACUGUGAAGAGUGAGUGAUUCACCCUGACGCAAUGUGCUUGAAGGAGGAAUGACCGAACAAUAGUUGGCGCUUUUUUGGGGGGACAAGAACUGAGACUGUGGUUUCACUGUGUUUUCCUGCUAGGGGAUAUAUGACGAGAUACAACAUUGUUAAACCCAAUGUCGAACUUUUGCAUGAUUUACAGACACGAGUACAAGAAAUGAAGAGAUAUUGGAAUAAUGGAGACAAAGAAAAAUGAUUUGAAUCCAGUGUCAGCAUAAAAGAAAUAUUGUUGGUGUAAUGCCCCCAGGAGGCAGAACAGCAAAAUCGCAGGUGGUAUCUGUUUUAUAUUCACUGUCUUAUUUUCCUUUGUAUAUUUGAAAAUGUGCUGGAAUUCAUUUGGGCAACUGGUCUGCUACACGGCCCUGAUUUUAAGCCAGAAGUGCUAUAAAAUAAAAAAUGCUGUCUCAUA
Molecule: messenger RNA, 3953 nt
Organism: Scophthalmus maximus (turbot)
Lineage: Eukaryota; Metazoa; Chordata; Actinopteri; Pleuronectiformes; Scophthalmidae
Product: SH2 domain-containing adapter protein E-like
Exons: 6
Coding region: 1107-2519 (470 amino acids)
Molecular function (GO): phosphotyrosine residue binding
Source: RefSeq, a predicted model, not a curated record